UGAUACGUAGAACGCGUAGGAGACGGUUAAAGGAUGAAAAAUAUGUAUUUUAACCCAGUUUAUUAUUGUAAGAGAAUUAAAAUAAAAUGGAAGUAAUGUAAAACGACGUGUGUUAACUUGACAAGGAUGCCAGUAGAUAUAAACAGAUUGACUGAAGGGUGGCUGGAACUGGAAAGUGACCCCGGAUUGUUUACACUACUUUUGGAAGACUUUGGAGUAAAAGGAGUACAAGUUGAGGAGAUUUAUGAUUUGCAGAAGUCGCUCGAAGGCCCUGUAUAUGGUUUUAUAUUUUUGUUUCGAUGGAUUGAAGAACGUCGUUCACGGAGAAAAAUUGUUGAUGAGAUAGACAGCUUUGUCAAGGAUGAAGAAGUUGUCAACAACAUAUUCUUUGCACAACAGAUGGUGCCCAACAGCUGUGCGACACACGCCCUCCUGUCGGUGCUGCUCAAUUGCCCCGACAUCCACCUGGGCGCCACGCUGAGCCGUCUCAAGGCACACACUUCGGGAAUGUGCCCCGAGAACAAGGGUUGGGCCAUCGGCAACACUCCGGAGCUGGCCAAGGCGCACAACUCGCACGCGAUGCCACAGGCCAAGAGGCGCCUCGACAAGUCGUCGUCGUCCGGUGGCGUCAGCACGGGUCGCUACACUGGCGAAGCCUUCCACUUUGUCAGCUACGUCCCCAUCCACGGCAAGCUGUUCGAGCUGGACGGCCUCAAGCCGUUCCCCAUGGACCACGGCCCGUGGGGAGAAAAGGAAGACUGGACGGAGAAAUUCCGACGUGUGAUCACGGACAGGCUGGGCAUCACGGCGGGAGAACCCUACCACGACAUCCGCUUCAACCUGAUGGCGGUCGUCCCCGACCGGAGGAUUGCACUCACCCGCAAGAUCAAGAUGCUCAAGACCAACAGGCAAAUUGUGCUGGAAGCGUUGCAGCAGCUGGUGAAGCUGACACAGUCCGAGCAGCACCGACACCGGCAGCAGCGGGAGGAGGGAGGAGACGAGAAGCCGUCGGCACCGGCAGUCGCGGAGGACGAGGAGCGCGACGACACGCCGGGCGGCGACGGAACCGACGGCGACGCGGAGGCGGACGGACUGUCGCCGGCACACGACAGUGAGCAGUCCGGAGGCACCGACUGCAGCUCCCUGGAGGCUCCGGAGGGCGGCCUGGAGAAGGCCUCCGCCUCCCCCCAGCAGCAGCGGCGGCAGCAGCGGCAGCAGCAACUGUGCCCACUCGACUACUCGACACCACUCACCAUCCAGAUCUCACCGGCACCCAGCAGCUCCAGCACCGACACCUCGUCCGAGGUUGGCUCUGCCUUCAACUCUCCCACACAAGGGUGGAGCUGGAACUCCGGACAGAACAGCCCGACAUCUGCAAAGGACUUCAAGAAGUUCGUCGUCAUACGUGUGGGUGGGCCCAGCUCCGGAUCAUCCGAAGAGAAGAUGGACUCUCCCACAGGUAGCCGCGUCUCGCUGGUAGGUCCCGGUACAAAGCGGCCGUCGGGCAGUGGUGAUGCUGCGGUGCCGCCCGGCAAGAAGCUCUGCCCUGAAACUCCCGCUUCGUCGACCACCUCGCCCUCGUCUGCGUCGUCGACGCCUGCAGCUUCGCCCUCCCCUGGCCACUUCCCGGCUGUGUGCGGAGAGGUGCAGCCUGGGCCGGCUGACGGCGUGUCAGUAGGGAGCGCUUCUGCAAUUGCCGCUACUGCUGUGGAGCACGAGAAAAAGGUGGAUUUGAAGAUGUGCAGCAAAUAUCCGGAGCUCUUCGAACCGCAUAAAUUUGCACCGAAGGAUCUUCUCGCAUUACUUAAGAACUUGGAAAAUGAAAUUGGAGUGUGUGAGCUAAGUCUUCAAGAGGAAAAUGAUAAACGCAACAAGUACAAGCUUCCGUGGCGCGAGCGGCAGAGACUUGUCGAUGCCGUUAGACCGUCGCGUCUACCUUGUGCGCGUGGCUCCUUUCCAGCCUGCACACACAAACACGUGUCGCACAGUGGACGACUGCCGGCGGACGCACAACUACGACGAGUUCAUCUGCACGUUCCUGUCGAUGCUGGCACAGCAGGGGCAGCUGGCGGACCUUGUGCUCCAGCACCAGGUGCAGCAGCACAAGAAGUCGCCGGCACCCGCCCGCACGCUCCAGAGGCCGCCCAAGAAGGUGGAGGCGACCACACCACCGACACCACCAGCUGCACGGCCAUCACCAACUCGCCGCCGACGGGGGCGCGCCAAGUACCGCCGGCGCAAGUGAGUGGCGGGUGGCGGCAGGAUCGGGCUCGCACCUGGAGGCAGCGAGUAGGUGACCCGCAGCUCAUCGGAGUCACUACUCCGGUGCUGACGCUCUACUCGAGAGGCGUUCCGUGGGAGUGCUCUGCGGGACACCUCCUACGUGACCGCUCACAUUGUCGUGCCUGUCUGUCGACUCUGCCUCGUGCAAUUCGAUAAAUCUGUAUAGGCACAUAAUGUAAAAUUAAGUUUGUUGUUUUGUGUCAUUUGUAUCAAUUUUCUUGAUGUACGGCUGACCUUAAUGCUUUAUUUUGUACUAGUUUACUUUAAAUUUGUGGAAGACUGUGUAUUUAUUUGAGCAUCUGUAAGUGGUCUGUAGUUAAUUUCUGUGUGAAUGCACCAGUUGGUGACAGUUUGCAGUAGCGUGUAUCUUAGAUGAUUCUCGAAUUCUCACGUUUACAAAAUGUGCCCCUUUGAUGAUAUAUACUUUUGUUGUAAGUGACAGAAUAUGGGGAAGAGUGACUGAAGUGAAAUAAAGGAGGGGGAAGUGAGGCAAUAUUUGCAGGCAUACUCGAGCAUUUGGCUUCACUAACUGCAUUAGUAUCAGUCAUUAACUAUCGUUGGCAGAGUGUACCGGUGGUUUGGGUUUUGUCAGUGACUUCAUUAGUUUUUUAAAAGUUGAGAUCUCAUUUUUGAGUAACUAACAGUUUUGUGUGGCUUCUCUGUGCAGUCCUGCAUUCCAUCUUCACAUAUCAAUUUAGCUACCAUAUUUAGUCCACUGUGAAAUUAUUGUUGCCACAGAAUUGACAGUUAUUUGUGAACUUGGAACAAACGGAAAUGGAAUGCUAUGUUUAAUCAUUCCUUUCUGUUCAAACAGAGAGAGUGAGGUGUCACAGUGUUUACGCACCCCCCACCCCCCAUUUUUUUGGGGGGGGGGGGGAGGGGGGAGCGUGCAGUCUGCUGGGUUUCAUAUGGUUCCCUAUAAUCACUCGAGACAGAUGUCUGGCCAAUCUCCCCCCCCCCCCCCCCCCCUCCACAAAUCUAUCUGAAUGUGGGUCCCGCAUCUACUGACCUCACCUUGAGGAGGAGGAUGCUAAAUUCUCACUGUCCCACAUGUGCCCUUAACUCAUGGUUAUACCUGGCAGAUGCUGCCAGCAUAAAAAGUUCUCAUAUUUGUCAAUCGUAGCUGUGUAGCAACUUGAAAGAUAAAGAUGUAUACGAACAUGUAUUGGUAUGACUGUACAGAGACUUACCCUGUGCCCAACCCAGACAGUACUCACAUAGUAACUACAAGCUUCUGGUAAGUAGCCAACUGAGAGUUACUCUGUUAGUAAAUUAAGCUCUAUAGUCAUUACCGCCUUAGCUUACACCACCAUUUUAAAUGUUGUAUUAUCGGCAGUUUCAUUACUUUGCAUUCUGUAAUAAAUGCUGUAGUUGUGCGCACUCAGACAAUAGCAAAAUUACAUGUAUGUUUAAUAACUGACUUUAGUCUAAUUACAACAGGAAAUAAGGCAUUUGUGAAAAGAGAGAGAUCUGUCAAGUCCUAGAACAAUAUUAGAUGUGUUACCUGCGUGUGUAAAUGCAGUUUUUUAGUUACAGAUCACACAAGCCAAGAAUUUAGAAAAUCUCACAGACACACAGUACUAAAAUGUUUGAUACAGUUUGAAGCUCUGAUAAUGUUAGUUUUGAGCAACUCAUUCAGAACAUCACAUGUUAGCGGUGUAUUAAUUUAUAUUUGUUAGUACUCAAAUCCCUGUUGUUACUGGAAGCGGCUGAGCUGGAUAUUAUAUAAAAGCAAUUAGUUUAAGAUUUAAGAGUAUUUAACAUCAUUCCAGUGUUGUAGAGCUAAAUUUCAUGCUGCUGAUUGUUUAUUUUUAUUGUCUGUUGAUUGUAAAAUAAAGAAUUUUAUAACA
Molecule: messenger RNA, 4133 nt
Organism: Schistocerca nitens (vagrant locust)
Lineage: Eukaryota; Metazoa; Arthropoda; Insecta; Orthoptera; Acrididae
Gene: calypso
Product: ubiquitin carboxyl-terminal hydrolase calypso
Exons: 13
Coding region: 127-2439 (770 amino acids)
Biological process (GO): protein deubiquitination; ubiquitin-dependent protein catabolic process
Cellular component (GO): cytoplasm
Molecular function (GO): cysteine-type deubiquitinase activity
Source: RefSeq, a predicted model, not a curated record